Messenger RNA from Pyricularia grisea, 417 nucleotides. RefSeq lists its product as uncharacterized. The transcript is spliced from 3 exons. Lineage: Eukaryota; Fungi; Ascomycota; Sordariomycetes; Magnaporthales; Pyriculariaceae. The record is from RefSeq and is a predicted model, not a curated record. Bases 1 to 417 code for a protein of 138 amino acids.
AUGUACGAGGCCAGCCAACAACUUGAAAAGCUUCGGAAAAAAUUCUUAGAUUCAUUUGCCCUUAUAUACUUUACUUUAAGAGUAGGAGGAGAUAUAGCCUCAGCAGUUUGUUUGGAACAAGGCCAUCCGAAUGGGAACGUGUUACGUCUCGCGCGGAAUUUUGGCGUUCCUCCCGACUUUGUCGACCAGCUUCAGCUAAUUCUCCAUGAUUUGACCGCUGUCGCUUCAAAAGAAAAGUCAGUAAAGGACGGGGAAUUUGAGAUCUUGCUCAAGAUUAUUAAGUUAACUGGUAACAAGAUUUGGUCCCUUUUGGAGCAGUUUCAUGAUCCAAAAAUCCACGCUACUGUCCGACGAAAAAUCUCUGCUUUAAGGACGGACGAAACGUACCUGGAUAACGGCGAAAAAGCAGAUUUUUAG